GCAGAAACUGUUUUGGUGCUAAAAUGUUUCCAAAUUUAUUUAAAACCGUUACUUUCACCGGUCGACACGUGAUAAGACGAUCACUAUCAAGUGGUCAUCAAAUAAUUCCACUAGAACUGUCCUACAAUGUGUACGAUACAAUCCAGAGUAGCACUGUUCAUGGUUCCCCGGUGUUGAUCCUCCAUGGACUCUUCGGAUCGAAAUUCAACUGGAAUAGUCUUUCGAAGGCAUUUCAUCAGAAAACUAAACCUACUAGAGCCAUUUAUUCUAUAGACGCCCGUAACCAUGGUGAAAGCCCCCACUCGGAUAUCCACUCAUACGAUCAUAUGGUCGCUGAUCUGGUAGAACUUUACAGCAAAUUGAAUAUCAAAAAAGCAUCCAUAAUUGGCCACAGUAUGGGUGGUCGUGCCAUGAUGCUACUAGCUUUAAAAUACCCACAACUCGUAGACCGGGCCGUAAUAGUGGACAUCUCUCCCACUACCGGUUUAGGGACAAUCAACACCGAUAUUCCACUAUUUCUACAAUCGAUGAAACUCAUUCGUAUCUCUGCCGACCAAACGAUUCAUCAGGCGCGCAAAACCGCCGAUGAACAGCUAGCUAAGAUUAUCGAUUCGAAGCCCUUGCGGGACUUCCUUAUCACUAACCUAGUCAAAACGGAAGCCGAUGGCACCUUUCGGUGGAGAAUUAAUCUGGACGCCUUGGAACGGAAUUUUACGACCGGUGUGGCUCGGUUUCCCGAUUGUAGCGGGAUGCAGUAUACCGGUCCGACCCUGUUCAUCGCCGGUGGGCGGUCCGAUUAUAUAAAAGAGUCGGAUACUCCGGUCAUCAAGCAGCUAUUUCCCAACUCCGAAAUCAAGGUGGUAGAAGGUGCUGGUCACUGGGUGCACAGUGAAAAAUCUGCCGAAUUCGCCAAACUGGUCGUAGAUUUUCUCAACGCGGAUUCGUUGUAAAAAUAAAAAUAAAAUAAAAAAUUUUAUUCCACCUGAAAUUAGCAAAUUAAAAAUCGUUCUGAGACU
This is a messenger RNA of Sabethes cyaneus, 1016 nucleotides long. RefSeq names its product protein ABHD11-like. The transcript has 4 exons. Gene Ontology annotation, cellular component: mitochondrion. Bases 24 to 950 code for a protein of 308 amino acids. The record is from RefSeq and is a predicted model, not a curated record. Lineage: Eukaryota; Metazoa; Arthropoda; Insecta; Diptera; Culicidae.